Molecule: messenger RNA, 2058 nt
Organism: Colletotrichum karsti
Lineage: Eukaryota; Fungi; Ascomycota; Sordariomycetes; Glomerellales; Glomerellaceae
Product: copper amine oxidase 1
Exons: 5
Coding region: 1-2058 (685 amino acids)
Biological process (GO): amine metabolic process
Molecular function (GO): primary methylamine oxidase activity; quinone binding; copper ion binding
Source: RefSeq, a predicted model, not a curated record
AUGUCUUCUGGAUUGUCUUAUGCGCACCCGCUCUCGCCCCUCAGCAUCGACGAGACUACUUUAGCCUCGGAUGUCAUUAGAGGCUUGCACCCAAACACCAUUCUUCACUUCCGUGUCAUUUAUUUGAGAGAGCCGGACAAGGCAGACUUGAUCAGGUUCCUGGAUCUUGAGCAUGCUGGACAAUUGACUCCGGAGACGCCGAGGCCGCCUCGCCUUGCUUCUGUGCACUAUGUUGCCGUCGCCGAUAUGAAAGAGCCUCAAUCCAUAGAGGCCAUCGUCGACUUGGGUAAACGUGAGCGUACAUGGCAGAAAAUCGUGCAGACGGAUGUACAUCCCAGCUUCACUCUGCAUGAACUCCAAGAGACAGUGAGAAUCUGCCAGGAGUCAUCUUUGCUCAAGUCCAAGAUCGAGGCAUUGUCACUUCCUGAAGGAUUCGAAGCUGUGAUUGAGCCCUGGCCGUACGGCGGUCUCGACACUCACGAUGAAAACCGGCGAUACUUCCAGGCCCUAGUGUUUGCAAUUGACACCCGGAAGAAGAAUCCGGAUGCAAACUUCUACAGCUACCCUCUCCCCCGUAUCCCGGUGGUAGAUUGGGUCAACCAAGAGGUUGUUCGCAUCGACGAGCUGGCCACCGGAGGCGAAUAUGACUCUCAUCUCCCCCAGCCCCGACAGAAGGGUGUCAUCGACCAUUGCCAACCUUCGGAAUAUGUUCCCGAGCUUCUUGACACGAAAAUGCGGCAAGAUUUGAGGGAACUCAACGUUCUCCAGCCGAAUGGUCCCAGCUUUAGCGUCAAGGACGAGAGUUUGGUCGAGUGGCAGAAAUGGAGGAUGCGCGUCAGUUUCAACCCGCGGGAGGGCGCCGUUAUCCAUGACGUUCUGUACGAUGGGAGAAGCGUACUCUAUCGUCUGUCUAUCAGCGACAUGACGGUUCCGUAUGCCGACCCUCGCAGCCCAUUCCACCGCAAGCAGGCUUUUGACUUUGGUGAUGGAGGAAUUGGGCAUUGUGCCAAUAACCUUGAACUCGGAUGCGAUUGUCUCGGAGUCAUCAAGUAUUUCGAUGGUGUUCUGAAUCGGCCUGACGGAUCAGCUCACGUUUCGAACAACGUCAUCUGCCUCCAUGAGCAGGACAACGGCAUUGGUUGGAAGCACACAAACUGGAGAACUAACCGGGCUGUUGUGACUCGUCGACGAGAACUUGUAAUUCAGUUCAUUUUGACGGUGGCCAACUACGAAUACGUUUUCAACUACAAAUUCGACCAAGCUGGAGGGAUCACAGUCGAAACUCGUGCCACUGGAAUCUUGUCUGCCGUGAACAUUGAUGCCGGCAAAACAGCACCCUGGGGUAACAUAGUUUCGCCUGGGGUCCUUGCCCAGAACCAUCAGCACAUCUUUUGUGUGCGAAUCGAUCCAGCCAUUGAUGGUCACGAAAACACUCUUAUUCAGCAGGAAUCACUCCCCGUCCAGAUGGAUGUCAGGACCAACCCCAACGGCAACGCAUACAACGUCCAGGAAACGCAAAUCACCACUUCUAUUGGCCUUGAUGCUGCCCCUCACAAUGCCCGACUAUUCAAGAUUCAAAAUCUCAGCAAGAAGAACCCCGUCAGCGGAAAGCCGGUUGGAUACAAAAUCGUUCCUCCACCCACCCAGCUUCUACUGGCAGAUCCGCGAAGUCGCCAGGCACAGAGAGCGCUUUUCGCCCAGCAUCAUAUGUGGGUGACAAAGUACAAGGACGACGAACUUUACGCCGGCGGUCGAUACACGCUUCAAAGUACUAUUGAGGAAGAAGGCGUGGCGGACGCAGCUGCGCGAUGUGACGACGUCUUGCAGAGCGAUAUCGUCAUCUGGAGUGUGUUCGGUCUCACGCACAAUCCUAGAGUUGAAGACUGGCCCGUGAUGCCCGUGGAGACCAUUCAGCUGCAUAUAAACCCCGUUGAUUUCUUUACUUCCAAUCCAGCCCUAGAUGUUCCUUCAAAUCGCAAUCUGACGUCAAAGUAUGCGGGUGACAAGACCGAAUUGCCUGUAAACGCAAAGGAAUCGGGAUCAUCUUGCUGCAACUGA